Syngnathoides biaculeatus (alligator pipefish) is the source of this 5402-nucleotide messenger RNA. Its product is annotated as WD repeat-containing protein 47-like. The record is from RefSeq and is a predicted model, not a curated record. The transcript is spliced from 16 exons. The coding region runs from base 173 to 2806 and encodes 877 amino acids. Gene Ontology annotation, molecular function: protein binding. Lineage: Eukaryota; Metazoa; Chordata; Actinopteri; Syngnathiformes; Syngnathidae.
ACCUGAUUGGACGUUUGCGGCUGCGUGCGUCCGCAUGGCAACGCGACCUGUGCGCGCGCCACAAAUAAGGUAGGAGGAGGAGAGCUCUGCUGGCAAGUCGGGAUUUAUUGACGACACCUUUUUUGGACGAGCUGACAGGGGCCUGUACCCUGCUACUUGGGAGCAGGUCACCAUGACAGCAGAGGAGAAAAUCAACAUCAAGGAGGCAGAAGUGGUCAAGCUGGUCCUCGACUUCCUCAGCUCCAGGAAGCUGCAUAUCAGUAUGUUGGCCUUGGAAAAGGAGAGCGGCAUCAUCAACGGUCUCUACUCCGACGACAUGCUCUUCCUCAGGCAACUCAUAUUGGAUGGUCAGUGGGAGGAGGUAAUGCAGUUCAUUCAGCCCUUAGAAGGCUUGGACAAGUUUAACAAGAAAAGGUUUCGAUAUAUCAUCCUGAAGCAGAAAUUUCUCGAGGCUCUUUGUGUAAAUAAUGCCAUGUCUGCAGCUGAAGACACCCAAAAUCUGGAAUUUACCAUGCAAGAGGCCGUCAAGUGCCUGCACAAAUUGGAGGAGUUCUGCCCGUCUAAGGAGGACUACAGCAAACUGUGUCUUCUUCUCACCCUGCCUCGCCUCACCCACCACGCUGAGUUCAAGGACUGGAACCCGAGUACAGCGCGCGUGCACUGCUUCGAGGAGGCCUGCGUGAUGGUCACCGAGUUCAUUCCGGCCGACAGGAAGCUGAGCGAGGCGGGCUUCCGAGCGAGUGGGAAUCGCCUCUUUCAGCUGCUCAUCAAAGGGAUCCUUUAUGAGUGCUGCGUUGAAUUCUGUCAGAGCAAAGCAACUGGAGAGGCGAUAACAGAGAGCGAGGUUUUGCUCGGCGUAGAUUUGCUCUGCGGAAACGGUUGCGAUGAGCUGGAUCUGUCGUUGCUGUCCUGGCUGCAGAACCUUUCUCCUGGCGCAUUUUCAUGUGCCUUCCAACAAAAGACCCUCAGUAUACAUGUCGACCGUCUGCUGAAACCCAGCAAGGCUGGGCACGCUGACCUCCUCAUGCCUCUGAUCAAUCCCCUCUCCCCCCGCCCGGCCUCACCUUUCCGCCAGAGGCCUCACUCGGCCGACACGUACAUGUCCAGAUCUCUGAAUCCGGCUCUGGAUGGACUAUCCCAUGGCCUGGCUGUCCAGGACAAGAGAGGCGUGGAGGACAACAUGAAAUCAGCUCUCAGUCGAAGCCUGGUGGAGAAUAAUUUUCAUCAACUGGAUGAUUCCCCUGAGAAAAAGAACCCACGGGGUUUCGACCGUCCCAAGACCACACGCAAACCGCUGACUCCCGGGAGAGAUGGCGGGACAGCAUGCACAGAAACAGUUGAGCGGCCUGACUCCACAGACCAAAUGCAGGAGUACUACAGGCAGCGUCUGCGUGUGCAGCAGCAUCUGGAGCAGAAGCAGCAGCAGAGGCAGCUUUACCAGCAGAUGCUGCUCGAAGGGGGGGUGAAACCACUCGAUGGAGCCCAAAACAACCUCACAGAGACCUUCCUCACUCGAUCCAUUCAGAAGCUGGAGGAAAUGAACGUUGGCAUUGAUCACCACGGAGAUGAGGCGACACAUCUGGGCCGGCAGUAUAAUGGUGUGACAGAUGACAACAGCACAUCCAACACCCAGGACCCGGGGAUGGUGCAAAGGGCGAAGGCUGGUGGUGUAAGCGGCAACCCCUCAUUAGGGCCCGGGAGCCAUUGCUUGCAACACGUCAGUGAGCCCCCGGAUCCUGCAAGUGCUGAGAGGAUUGGAGGCCCAGCGCAAAAUGAUUCAAGUGGCCCUGUGACACGUUACCCAACGCAACAGCCUGGAAAGUCCAAAACCCAAUUUGUGAAAGUCAACCAGCUUGAAGAUACACAGGCACUAAGAUCUGUGGCCUUCCAUCCCUCCGGUUCACUUUAUGCUGUUGGUUCCAACUCUAAAACCCUCAGAGUUUGCGCCUACCCUGACACCCUACCAACCAGUACUCCAGAUGCAGUCAAGCAGCCGGCGGUGCGCUUCAGAAGGAAUAAACACCACAAAGGUUCCAUCUACUGUGUCGCGUGGAGUCACUGUGGACAAUUAUUGGCCACCGGCUCCAAUGACAAGUAUGUCAAAGUUCUCCCUUUCAGUGCUGACAGCUGCAAUGCCACAGGUCCUGACCUGGAGUUCAGCAUGCACGAUGGUACCAUAAGGGACUUGGCCUUCAUGGAGGGUCCUGAGAGCGGAGGGUCCAUUUUGAUAAGUGCUGGAGCUGGAGACUGCAACAUCUACACCACUGACUGCCAGAGAGGGCAGGGCCUCCAUGCCAUGAGUGGACACACUGGCCACAUUCUGACACUAUACACGUGGGGAGGGUGGAUGAUCACGUCUGGGUCCCAGGACAAGACAGUUCGCUUCUGGGACGUGCGGGUUCCAAGUUGUGUGCGAGUAGUGGGUACAACCCUGCACGGCUCAGGAAGUGCGGUAGUGUCGGUGGCAGUGGAUCCCAGCGGGCGCCUGCUCGCCACCGGCCAGGAGGACAGCACCUGUACGCUGUACGACAUCAGAGGAGGCCGCAUAGUCCAGACGUACCGCCCGCACGGCAGUGACAUCCGAUCAGUCCGCUUCUCACCAGGCGCCCAUAACCUUCUCACUGGUUCCUAUGACAACAAAAUCAUAAUCAGUGACCUGCAAGGCGACCUAACAAAACCACUCCCUCAGACGUUGGCAGGAGAACACUGGGACAAGGUGAUCCAGUGUCGAUGGCAUCCCAAAGAUCGAACAUUCCUCUCUUCCUCGGCUGACCGGACCGUUGUCCUCUGGGCUCCCAAACCCUGAGAAAGUCAAGAGACUCUCAACAAAAUCAGUACCGAGCCUGCUAUGGAACAUCAAUAUAUCCGAGUUUUGAAUCAAAAACUAUUGCAAAUGUUCAUCGUGUUAUGCCAGUGCAUUAAGUCAUCGGCACUAUUGGUUCACACGAGCGAUGUCUUCGGGGGGUAUUUUCGGGACCGGUGCACAUCUACAUGGGGACAGGUUUGACCUAUGUAAUUUGGGUAAUUUUGCAGACGAGCACAAACAAAAUGGCCCCUCUCAUUCCCUAUAAAUGGGUCGCAAUGGACAACUCUGUAAUAGUCAUGAUGUGGUCAAUGAAAUUUUACAAGUUUCUGCAAUAAUUUCAGGGGUCUCAAACUGGCAAUCCGGGGGCUAUUUGCGGCCCGCAAGACUAUCAUUUGUGGCCCCCACCUUAAUAUGAAGUUUAAUGUUAGUGCAGCCCUUGAUUUAUUUAUUUAUUUUAAUAAAUGGCAGUUUCAGUGUUUUGUGGGGAGUUAACGAGCCUACCAAUCACAGUGGGGUAUAUGGCACUCGGGGGCGUGACAUUGAAACAAGCAGAAAAACAUUUUUCAUUUAAUGAAAUUUACUGCAGAGUUGCCAUGGAGUUUUAUUAGUAGUUUUGUAUACAACUCAUUUACACUAGCGUUCUUUUUUAUCUAAUUUUGUGUCCCAAAAAAAAAGAAAUAUGUUUGAGAAGAUUGGAUUUUUAAAUUGUAUUUCUAAUUUAAAUUGCGCAUACCUGCAUGUGCCUCUGGGGCCCAGGCUGAGGCAGAUUCUGCCUCCAGCGGCACCAACGUAAAUUGAGUUUGAGACCCCUGACUUAGAGGGUUUGUCGUCCACUAUUCACAUAUUUAUGAAUGGAAUACUUGUGACACCCACCACACGUGUGCGGAGCUCAGAAUCUGCCUGCAUGUGACCCCAAACCAAAAUCACGUUAGACCACCUGCUCCAACAUUGAAAAAAAGAGGUAUUCUCAACACGCACAAGUUUAGAUUAGCUUUCUGACACCAAACUGCCAAUCCAUCGUGCCCAUGUCAAAGGACAACCCCUUGCUGUGCCUGAAGGCUCAUUUUUGACGUAGACUCGUCUCUGCCAGAUUGGCAAAGGCACAGCGAGCAAAUCAAGAUACGGCAUAUGCAUUCUGCUGCAGAUGCACCGUCGAUAAAAAUAGCGCCCUUUAUGGACAGAUACAUGACAGGUGUAGAAAACUGGAUUCAUAAUACUUUAUGCUUGUCAAAUCACGCAGUCAUCCACGUCUAAAAAUAGUUUUUAUGGUGGAGAAAAGAUGAGAAGGUGGUAAAUAGAUCAUCUAAUGACACCUUCAUGAUAUAUGUUGACAGUACACAGGUUUGAAAUACGUAGAGAAUACAGGUCAGAGUUACUGUAUGUACAACACUUGCACAAAUGAAAACAAUCAGACCCUUAAUAUUUUAAUCAGCACUUUAAAUCUAGAGGCUAUAUUUGAGGAUGCCUUGGUGACCCCAAAAUGGUAAAUGUAGGCCAAAAAUUAUUGGUUGAAAAAAUAAUAAGAAUAAAAAUACUGCAAAACUGUUUAAAUUAUUAUAAUUUUUUUUUUUAAACACAAAGACUUUGUCCAUUCUUCAUUGGCCUAUUGCCAAAAUACAAAGGGGUUUAUAAUAAUACACUUGAAAGCUAUGGAGAGGAAUUUAUUACAUGAUGUGCCUUUUUGAAACAGUAGAACAUAUUUUGGGAUUGUUGUAGUAAUUUCAUUUAUGCAGGUUUAUCUAUUUUUACCAUAUAUUGUGCGGACCUGGACAAGUGUACAUUUUUGUCGUAUCACUCACUGCACAUUUUAUGUCUGUGUUCGUAAUUAAAAUAUAAACGGAAUUAAUAGUAAGUAAUAUUGUACAACAUGAACAGAAGCUAUCAUAAUUUACCUUUAACACAUCACAUGGUUGUUUAAUGUGCACAAAGGAGGUUUGAACUUUCUGACACUUUUCCCACUGCAAGUUUACAAAAAAAAUAGCACAACAACUUACCUUUUUCCCCCCCGAAAGUGAAGUUACAGUAUGUUGAAUGAAGAAAUAUUGUGACGAGAGUUUAAUCCACUAUUAACCACUCUGGACCUUUCAAAGUAAAAAUGUGACGUAAGAUCAUAAUAAUCAAACAAGUGUCCGAAAAAGAUAUUCUCUGACAACUAAAUCUAUCUAUCCACAUCUAUUUCUGACCACUUAUCGUGGUACAUGAGCAAAAGAUGGCGUCACUUUUUACUUGUGCACUUUAAAUGCAGAGGUGGUGCACAUAAGAGUACAACAACGUUGUUCAACUUCCUACUAUGCAGAAAGAUUUCGGUGUGACUGAGAGAAGCUGAAUCAAAAUGUUUGCCAAAUGUACUAAACUGACUUACUUGGCUUGCUCAACGCCUCAGUUCAAUAUUCCAACCUCACUCGACCUUACACCAUAAUUGUUUUUGUACUGUAGAUGUGUAAUUGUUGUAUUUUUGAUCACCUUGUGUUGUCGUACCCAGCGAUUAUUUCACGUCUCAUCAUCUGUGAGUCACAGUGGGAUAUGUUAUUGUUCUGACUUACCUGCCAAAGGGCCAUAGAUGGAAAUAAAACAUGCCAAAUGCGCAUUAAAACAA